AUAGAGCUGAGAACGAUCAGGCAGUUGUGGAGACAGCCUGCUGCUGGUCCCGGGACGAGGGGUUGGAAACGGGCUGGUGGGGUUAUCCUAAGGGGUUUGUCGCUGGAGGUUCCUGGAGUUUUAAAUAUUUUUGAGUUGAGGACGCAGCUCUGGGGCCGACGUUAAAAUAGAGUCUCUUUCUGCCAAACUCGGGAACGGUGAUCGUGAAGUGUGGGGAACCGAGAGAAACAACUGCCAAAUAGCAUCCUCCCGGAGGAGACCGGGCAAGAGAGCACUUCGGCACUCACGUUAAGACAUUACCAGGAAGAGGAUGAGUGACAUCCCACCCAGAAUGGAAGUGUGCCCCUAUUGUAAGAAGUCAUUUAAACGGUUAAAAUCCCACUUGCCAUACUGUAAGAUGAUAGGAGCAACCAUACCUGCUGACCAAAAAGGUUGUCAGUCCAAGCCAGCUACACCCUCUCACGAUAACAAAAGGAAGGAGCAACUCAAAGACUUAAUUAAAGCUAAAGAGACCAACCUAGAGAGAGAGAGUGAGGAAGAAACUACUAAGUUGAUAAGAAACAAGCCAAAAGGAACAGUUAAGUCCCUUCCACUGCUAGGUUUGAAAAAAGCAAAUAAUAAAAAGACAGAUAAAUACAACAAGAAUCAAAUUCAGCUCGACCCCAAAAUGUUAAAAAAUAUUGGACCAAAAAUUACUUUGCAGGGAGAGACUAAGGCUCAGUUUCAUGCAUCAGAGAACACCUCUCCUAAAAGAGAACUUGCCAAAGAUUUGCCAAAAUCGCAGGACAGUAGAAGUAAUCCUUCAGAAACAGGAGCGUCUUUACUGCUUGGCCCAAUGGAACCCUCUUCAUCAAAUCAAGAUAGAAGAUAUUCUUCAGGCUUACUUAGGGACAUACAAACCCCUUCUGCUAAUCUGAAAUUGGACAAAAUUAAUCUCCCAAGGCAGGAGCUUCUAGUAGAAUCUUUAGAUGUGCCUAUUGAUUAUUAUAGUUCUCCCACGAAUCUCAACAAUACAGUAGGAGCAUCAUUGCCAAGCAAUGAGAGAGACCCCAAGGCCAGGGAUCACCUGUCAGAGGUUGUCAGUGACGUAAGAAACUCUAAGACUCAGGAAGAGAACAGAGAGUCACUCAUUUUAGGCCCAAGAGUUGGCCCGUUAGGUAAAAUCCGAGUCGAGGAGAGUGAGGAGGUUGUGUAUGGCGUGAGGGCAAACGGACAUCACCUCGGAACAGAGGCACAUGGGAGCAGAGGCAACGCGGAGAAACGCCUGUCUGUGAGAGAGACGCACGACUGGCCCCCCAGGAGCCACGCCUCUCAGAAGAAUUCUGGUAGUGCUAAUUUACUCACGGAGAAGAAAUCUCAGGAUAACGGUCCAAGUUUAAAUCUGCCCACUCCAAGGGGGACAACUCGUAAUGAGCUCCUUUCCGUAUCGCAGUCAGGUAACCAGAGUCUUACCUCUCUGGCUAUAAAAUUUCUUCCAGAAGAGAAAGCCAAAGCCUGCAGUCAUAACCACUUCGCUGGUGUACAGACAUUAAUGGAGGGUAAGGAACAAGCACCUCUGGAGCCUAGAUCUGCCCGUCAGUGCCAAGCAUUACACCCUGGACACCAGUGGCCUUUAAAUCCAACCUGGCAUCACACUUGUAAAACUCCCUUCACCAAUCGUGUUGAUGCUGUGGACAGAAAAGCCUUUCCCAGCUCCAUGGGGCUGGAGUGGUUUCCAGAGCUCUACCCUGGUUAUCUUGGACUUGGAAUGUUGCCAGGGAAACCUCAAUAUUGGAAUGCAGUGGCCCAGAAGCCUCAGCUCGUCAGUCCCAAGGGGGAAAGUCUCUCACAAGUUCCUUUGUUGGAAAGACGUUCGACUGAUAGAAGGAUCUUGGAACCCCUGACCAGGCUUACAACCGCCAGCUUCUCUCUAAUGAGGCUCUUGGGAGCUCUACAGAAAGGGUGGACCAGGUACAGCAGCACCUUCAAGGGGAGCGCCGUCGGUGGCAUCACGGUGCUCUUUACAGGAUACCUCGUCCUCUGUUGUAGCUGGAGCUUCAGGCAUCUGAAUUCAGAUCCAGACAAACUCAGCAUGAUCAAGGAAUAAACCUCACAGCUCCAGUUUGCUCUAUUGAUGCAAACUUGCCUUAUGAGGAUACUUUCAUUAUUCAUACAUGCAAAUACACCCAAUCACGUGCAUGACCUGGCUGAUUAAAGGCUUUCUGUAGAACGACUAGAGGCUCUUUCCAAACUGGGUGUAGACGAGUGGGAAUUUUGCUGCCUGCAGAAGCCAGUGGGCUUCAAGAAUAAGGCUGGAGUCACCCCGCGUCCCUUCACAAAGCCAAGGGGAAAAGACGGUGUUUUAGUCAUCUAGUGCCAUUAGAAAGAAAUACCACAGGUGGAUGGCUUCAACAAAGAGAAGUUUAUUUUCUCACAGUCUAGUAGACUAGAAGUCUAAAUUUAGGGUCUCAGCUCCAGGGGAAGGCUUUCUCUAUGGGCUCUGGAGGAAGGUCCUUCUUGUCAAUCUUCUCCUGGACUAGGAGCUUCUCUGGCAGGAACCCCGGAUCCAAAGGACGUGGUCUGCUCCUGGUGCUUCCUUCUUGGUGGUAUGAGGUCCCUCUCUCUGCUGGCUUCCCCUUUUAUCUUUUGAGCGAUAAAAGGUGGUGCAGGCCACACCCCAGGGAAACUCCCUUUCCUUGGAUCAGGGAUGUGACCUGGUAAGGGCCUUACAAUCCCACCCUAAUCCUCUUUCACGUAAAAGUACAAUCACAAAAUGGAGGACAGUCACACAGUACUGGGAAUCAUGGCCUAACGAAGUUGAUACACAUUUUGGGGGGAUACAUAAUUCAGUCCAUGACAGAGGGCAAGAAAGCCUUUAGCCUGACUUACCAUUGGAAACAGUCUCCUCUAGUCUCUGUCUUAAAAUCCUGCUGCACCUCCUCUGUGGGGCCGGCAGGAGCUUCCCCAGGUAAGCCACAAGUCUCCCAGCCGCGUGCACAGACAUUCCUUGUACCUGUCCACACAAGCGCUCCACAGCACCUUCCUGUCCGUCCUUGGGAAGAGACGUGGUGACACCCGGGCUGCUGGCGUCCCUGAGAAGGCUUAGGGCGGAGGUCCCGUUGGGGGUGCAUGCAGUGUUUUCGGUGGAGCACCUGCUGCUACCUGCCUUACUCUCAACCUGAGUAUGCACAGCCGAGAUACCAAGUCUACUGGGAAAAGUACAUUUUUUAAUAACGCUUUAAAAUAUUUCACUAUUAAAAAUAAAAACAUUUGCCAGGGUAGAGAAGGGGAGAGGGUUGACACAUCACAGGGUUGGCAAUCAGUGUCACAAAACAAUAUGUAUUAAUUGUUUAAUGAGAAACUAAUUUGCUCUGUAAACUUUAACCUAAAGCACAAUAAAGAUAAAUAAAAUCCUUCUGUUGUAUUAUCAGUGAGAUGUGUUUUACUUUCUGGGAAAGCCUGCCCGCUGCACUGUUCUUAUCAGUCCUGUUUUUCUCCUGGUUUAGAGAUUGCUCUAUCAGCUCGCCACCCUCAGGGCCUCCCCUCCCACCUCAUUACCACUGUUCCCCCCAAACAAUACUACUCUGGUCUGAUCAUUUGUCUCCCUGACGCUCACCUCUUAAAUAGGGGUGUGUCCUGGAACAAGCUAAUUUAUUGGUGCCUCAUUUGUCCAGACUGUAAAGUGAGGAUAAUUAUAGCUCCCUUGCAGUGAUUUGGUGAGAGUAGAAGUCUUGUAGCUGCCAUUUCUGGCACGGUCUGACAAAUAGUAGGAACUCAAUAGCAGUAAAUAAAUGUUCUAAAUCCGUUUAUGGUGCCGUACACUACAUACAAAUUCUGAACUUGAACCAAGUAAGAGAGGCCCCACCACAGCCCACGCCACCCUUGAGCCCAGCUAACACUUGGGUGCCUGU
This is a messenger RNA of Loxodonta africana (African savanna elephant), 3890 nucleotides long. It is a transcript of the gene MTNAP1, whose product is annotated as mitochondrial nucleoid associated protein 1. The record is from RefSeq and is a predicted model, not a curated record. Bases 311 to 2086 code for a protein of 591 amino acids. NCBI's taxonomy places the organism in Eukaryota, Metazoa, Chordata, Mammalia, Proboscidea, Elephantidae. The transcript is spliced from 6 exons.